This is a messenger RNA of Trichoderma gamsii, 2268 nucleotides long. Its product is annotated as glycosylhydrolase family 18-8. The transcript has 5 exons. The record is from RefSeq and is a predicted model, not a curated record. The coding region runs from base 1 to 2268 and encodes 755 amino acids. NCBI's taxonomy places the organism in Eukaryota, Fungi, Ascomycota, Sordariomycetes, Hypocreales, Hypocreaceae. Gene Ontology annotation, biological process: carbohydrate metabolic process. Gene Ontology annotation, molecular function: hydrolase activity, hydrolyzing O-glycosyl compounds; chitin binding.
AUGAGCACAAUUGAUCCGGAAUUCCCAUUUUUUCAAGACCUCAGAGGAGUAAAGAAAAUCUUAUCCUUUGGCGGCUGGGCUUUCUCCACAGAUCCUAGCACCUACAUGAUCUUUCGGAACGCCGUUGCUUCUGAAUCAAGUCGCUCUGCACUUAUCAGCAACAUCGUCAACUUUGUAAACGACAAUGAUUUAGAUGGUGUGGACAUUGACUGGGAAUAUCUUGAUGAACCUGACAUUCCAGGCAUCCCGGCAGGCACUGAUGACGACAGCACUGGGCUGUUUCUACUUCUUGACGAAUUGAAACAGAGUUUUGCCUUGCUGGCUUUCGGUAAAACCAUUUCAAUUACAGCUCCUGCGUCAUACUGGUACCUGCAACAUUUUCCAAUUAUGGCGUUGAGUACCGUUGUGGACUACAUCGUGUAUAUGACGUAUGAUCUCCACGGGCAGUGGGAUUAUGGAAGGGCCUACUCUGAUACGGGAUGUCCCGCUGGGGAUUGUUUGCGUUCGCAUGUAAACAUGACCGAAACGGUAAAUGCUUUAUCCAUGAUUACCAAAGCCGGUGUUGCUUCCAAUAAAGUCGUCGUGGGUGUCUCGAGCUACGCUCGCUCCUUUGGCAUGAUCACUCCCGGUUGUUGGACGGAAAUGUGCCCUUAUAUGGGGCCGGAUUCCGGCGCUCUUGCAGGUCAAUGCACAAAUACAGCCGGCUAUCUUGCUAAUUACGAGCUGAAUCUGGUAAUUACAGAGAAUCCCACGGCUGAGCAGUACUGGGACCAAGAUUCAUACUCUAAUAUCUUGGUGUAUAACAAUACGCAAUGGGCCGCCUACAUGAAUGAUACCAACAAGCAGACUCGCGAAGUUAUUUAUGGUGCCCUUAGCUUCCUCGGAUCUUCUGACUGGGCAGUUGACUUGCAAGUUGAGUUUGGUUCAGAUUCUGGGUCAAGUUCAUCAGGGUCAUCGGGAUCGGGAGACAACAUCGUUUAUAUUGACCCUGGCAUCUGGAGCUCUGCGUCUGCCGAAAUCACUGCUCUGCCAGGUGUAACACUCAUCUGGCCGCCUAAACCUCUAGCUACUCCUACCACCAUCACGUUUCCGCCAUGGACUACAACCGUCUCAUACUCUUACUUGACAACGUUGACAAGCACUUUGUCAAAUGGUGCGACGUCAACAUAUCCGUGGGUUAUUAAUGCCACAACGUCUAUUAUCAGCGCAACUGCUACAUCUACCAGCCUGGGAGGAGUCUUUAUCUGGGGAGAUCAAACUGAAGUAUUACCCCCGGAGACCGAAACGAUAGGAGGCACCACAACAAUUAUCGGCGGCAUCACCUUGUCUCCAAAGACGAUUACUGUCACACCAAAUCCCCAUCCCACGCAGACACAAACGACCAAAGACCCAGAGUUAAAUACGCGCACCACCUCAUGGAAGUCGGGUGACACGCCUGGACCUACCUCCACGCCGGGCUGCGAUGGGUGUGGUAAAACCUGUGAGUUAUUCUGCGAUCCAGACUGUCCAUUUUGCCCACCGGGUGUCUUUGGCAAUCCGGAUGGCGAUGGUGGCGACGACGGCGAUGACGAUGACAACACAUCUACCACAACCACGACCGAGACAGCUAUCACAACUGUUCUCGAGGAGGUUGUCUCAGGCGACGCGUUUCCUACGGGUGUCCUCGCAUCAUCGGAUGUUGCUUCUCUUGGAUCUCUCAUGAUCUCAAUGUGGAAUACAGAAAACCCCGGCGACCCAUUUGGCGUCACUACUACCACCACCACCACCACCACCCAAGCCCCCCCAUCUUCUACAUCAACAGCUCCACCUCCGCCCCCAACACCAACGGCCGAUUGCUAUUUUUGGGAUGAGGAUUUCGUUGCUUUCCAAUUCGAAAUUUUCAACAUUGCCGGUUGGUCAACGGACGGAGGAGCCGCACUUCAUAAGCAGGAAGAUGGCUGUGGUGCCCUCACAUUUUGGACAUGGAAUGAUGCCACGUCGACAGACGCGGCGUACGUGUAUUUCGACCUUCCAGUCGUCCUUAAAGCAGGUUGUGUGGAGCGCGCCGUCAAAUCUGCUGGAGGCCCAAGCCUGUCCUGCCAAGGACAAGGUGACGAGUUUCCUGUCAGAAAGAGGUCACCUAAUUCGAAUUCUUCGAUCGCAGCGGCGCCACCUGUGCCCCCUCUAACAAGUCAAAAGCUGCGGACGCUGCAGAUUGUUUAUGGAAACAAUACUGACCGAUCGUACAAAUAUACUCCGCAGGACUGGACCAAGCCUGAUCCAUCUUAG